AUGGCGCUGCGCAAGCGGACUGGAGUAUGUGUCCAGGCCGUGUUUCUAGGGAUUAUGGUCGCGUGGCAAAGUUACCGACUCUUCCAGCAAGAGCUCAUUGCACCGAGCCAUGUCUAUGAUGUAGAGCGAACGACGGAUCCAAAGGCCAUUGCACAGUGGCCUUACCUCGUGGCCUCCACGAUUUUCCUAAUGGAGUUCAUGACCUGCUUCCUGCUGAUCUUGCUGCUGCGUCUGAUGCUCCACUUCAAAGACCCCGGCAGCGGGGAAGUCCUGUUCUUGGGACGACUUCGGGAGGUGGCUGAAAUGUUAGCCUUCAUCUCCUUCUUCUCUGGCGUGUACUACACCUACAAGGCCUGCCACAGUGCAGAGCAGCCGCGACACAUGGGAGCUGGCUCCUUCUUUGCGGGACAGAAAGAAUACAGACAAGGAGCGCACAUGCUGCUGUGGACGAUGUUGGCGCCGCAGCAGUGGGUGAUGCAUGCUCGGCUCUACACAAAAAGCUCCGCUCUCGAGUCUGCGCAGCUCCUUCUGUCUACGGCCUUCGUCAUGGUCUUCGGCAUGGCUGCCGUGCAGACGGACAUGUCGCGAGAGGGUGGGUGGAUCGGCCCUCACUGGGAAGUCCGUUUCUGGUUUACUCUCUCCUUCCUGUGCCUGCUCGCCACGCUGAAGAGAGCCUACCAGCUUCCCAUGGAGCCAGUCACAGCAAAGGCAGGCAUGUUUUACCUCAAGGUGAAGUUUUUCUUCUGGUUGGGCUACCCCGCGAUCUACCUCCUUCGGUCGUUCAACAUUGUCAGCGCCUGGCAAGAAGAGGUCCUGCUCCUAACUUUCCUGGACUUGAUCACCAAGUGCCUGUCUUUGAUCGCCAGCUGCACGGGACCCUUGUUCACGCUCUUCGUCAGUACUUGGGGUCACUGGCACGUCUCAGGCGGAUCCCAUGACAUCCGCGUGAGGGUGCGAGACCCGUCCUGGGCGGUUCAGUCCGUGGAGAUGGACUCCUCUCCAGACGAAGGGGCCGCAGGUUCGGGCACAGAGCUGCUGGCCGUCGCGCUGAUAUCUCUGUCUCUUUGUCUCGAGGCCCUUGCGGCCCUGCGUCGGCGUCGUAGUCGAGCAGCCUCGACGAGCUCGCCGGAAGGCAGGGAACUGAUGAACACCCACUUUGCGCGAGUGGCCUCGCGACUUUGGAUGGUGGCCCCCGCGAUCUUAGUUAUGGCAACCCUCACGGCCUGUGCCCCUGGUGCUGUCCACUGGCUCAGCAUCCUCCCACGAACUUGGCAGGGGCUGCCGGGCGUACUUUUUGCAUGCUUAGUUCAUUCCUCGUGGCACCACUUCGUCUGGAAUGCCGUUGCUUUAGCCUUGCUGGCUGCGUGCACACUCUGUGUUGGGGUUGUCAACUUGCCAGCAGCCUCUGCGUUCAUCGCCGUUAGCAGCGGCUUUUGUGCCGCCGGGCACCUUUUUAUUGCGAAUCUUGCGAACUAG
This is a messenger RNA of Symbiodinium sp. CCMP2592, 1476 nucleotides long. The record is from the annotation of a GenBank genome assembly. Lineage: Eukaryota; Dinophyceae; Suessiales; Symbiodiniaceae.